Humulus lupulus (European hop) is the source of this 3069-nucleotide messenger RNA. RefSeq lists its product as uncharacterized. The coding region runs from base 1031 to 2941 and encodes 636 amino acids. The transcript is spliced from 6 exons. NCBI's taxonomy places the organism in Eukaryota, Viridiplantae, Streptophyta, Magnoliopsida, Rosales, Cannabaceae. The record is from RefSeq and is a predicted model, not a curated record.
CGCUCUUACCAGCUUGAUUUCAAAUAUUCAGUUUUAUUGGGCUUUCCCUCUUUUUCUUUUUACAUAUAUGUGCUUUAAACUUAUUGUACUUGAAUCUAUGAUAUUAUUGACCAAAACUAGAAUCUACGAUAUUGUUUGCAUUCAUGAUGAGAUUUGCUACUAUGUCGGAUUGGAGCUUUUUUUUUAAUGGGUUAUGAAUUUGAUUGCUUGAUUGAUUAUUUAUUGGUACAUAAUGAACUGGGUAUUGCUUUCUUGGUUUUCGAUUAUUAGAUUUACGGAAUUUUAUAUCAAUGGCAUCUAAAUUUGUUGUUGAAUCUGAUUGCUAGUGUUUUGUAUUCACACACGCAUAUAUAUUAUAAAUUUAUGUGCUUUUCCUGUUUCGUGUUUGCGGAUACUUGUACUUGACUACAUGGUUUUGUCUCUUAACAUGGUUUUGUUCUCAAUUGAUCAUGAAUGAAAGAAAAAGAAGAUAUUGCAUUUUUCAUUUGGAGUUGAAAUUCUAUACUUAUUGCGUUACUAACAACAUGUAUUUGCCUCUUAUUAACUCACUGGACUUGAACAUAUAAGCAAUUGGUGCAGAAGAAUAAAUUUGGUAAAAAAAGAAUUUGGGCAUGUGAAGAUGAUAGCUGAAUCUAACAUCAGAAGUACCAAGUGUUAUUAUUGGUGUUUUAUUUUGUGGGGAAGUGACAAAUGCUUAAGAUUGUGAGAUGAAGAUUUGUUGUUAUUAUAUAUUUUCCUAAGUUUGCUUGGCACAUGAUUGUAAUUUUUUGUUUGUUUGUUAAAUUUCAAUGGGUGACUGUAAGAUAAGCAAAUAUCUCUUUCUCCCAUUCUCCCUUUCUUCCGUUACCACUCACUUCUUUCAAAUCCCAAAACUGAUAAAACAAUCUUUCUCCCUUUUUAGGGUUUAGGGUUUUUGGCGGUUUCCUUUUUCUUUUCAUUUUUCAAGUGAACCAUUCUUGGUGGGGAAAGCGAAGAAUAUUGCUGUUUUUGGUCUCUUAUAUAAUGCAAUUCCUCCAUAAGUAAAUUAAUCAUGGUUGAGAGCUCGAAGAAGCAGACGAAGGGUUUGAUCAGCGAAGAAGAGAUUGCCACUCUCUUACAUAGGUAUUCGGCAACAACGGUGUUGACAUUACUUCAUGAAGUAUCAAACUGUUCAGGUUUUAAGAUUGAUUGGAAUGCGUUGGCGGAGAAGACAUCGACUGGGAUUUCUAAUGCCAAUGAGUAUCAGAUGCUGUGGCGCCAUUUAGCUUAUCGCCAAUCUUUGCUUGAAACUUUUGAAGAUGGAGCAGGAGCUCAACCUAUGGAUGAUGAUAGUGACUUGGAAUAUGAGUUGGAAGCUUUCCCUACUAUUAGCGGUGAACCUCUAGCUGAGGCUGCAGCAUGCGUGAAGGUGUUGAUUGCAUCUGUAUCAUCAAGUGACUCCAUCCCUUGUGGCUCAACAGUUGAGGCACCUUUGACCAUAAAUAUACCAAAUGGUCAGUCUUCUAGAGCUUUAGAACAAUCAAGUUGUUCCAUGCAAGGGACAAAUAUUACAGUUCCAGUGUCAGUCCAGAAGCAACCUGUUCCUUCAGCAACAAUUGCUGACCAAGAUAUGAAUGGAUUAGCUGGUGGCAACUUGCAGAGGAGGAAGAGAAAACCAUGGUCCGAGGCUGAAGAUUUGGAACUUAUUGCUGCUGUGCAGAAAUGUGGUGAAGGGAAUUGGGCAAAUAUCUUAAGAGGAGACUUCAAGGGCGACCGAACCGCCUCACAGCUUUCUCAGAGGUGGGCCAUUAUUAGAAAGAGACACGGGAACUUGAAUCUGGGAGGCCAAUCAAACGGGACCCAACUUUCUGAGGCACAGCUGGCAGCUCGUCAUGCAGUAUCCCUAGCCCUGAAUAUGCCAGUUAAAAGCCUAACAGCUGGAGCUACGACUACUAAUAACUCAGCUGUUAAAAAUUCCAUCAAUAGCUCAGUCGGGACAAAUGGAACUAAAAGUUCUCUUAUUACCGGUGCUUCUGAAACUUUGACGGGUGUCUGCGGCUUUUUACAAUCACAAAAGCAGGCUCAAGAAAACUUCACAUCAAAACCAUCUCCAGCGGGGUCACUGGGUCCCACAGCAAAACCUCGAUUACCCCUUAAAAAGCCUGUACUGAAAUCUUCUCCAAGUUCAGAUGCAAUGGUAAGAGCCACUGCUGUAGCUGCUGGGGCACGCAUUGCUUCUCCAUCAGAUGCUGCUUCAUUGCUCAAGGCUGCUCAUGCAAAGAAUGCUGUGCAUAUUAUGCCCUCAGGCAGUGGUUCUAUCAAGGCCACCAGUGGCAUGUCCACCCUCUCUGAUGCUCAUCCUAAUGUACACUAUAUCCGUACUGGCCUAGCAUCUGCACCAAUUUCCACAUACUCUGCUGCUACACCUAGUGCUCCAUCCAUUGGUUCAGUUAAAGCCAUUCCACCUGCAGUUCAACAUACUCCAACUAUUAAUGCCCAAUCAGAUGUAUCUUCUAAGCAGAAAAAUGAUGUGAGCUAUACUCCUCCGGUCUGCGAAGUUCCCUCAAAACAAGCGGUUAAGACAGAAGAAAUAGCAAUGUCUGAGUUGGGGCCUGCCACGAAAGAGCAAAUGCAAGGUGAUCGAGCUUGUAUCUCUUCGAAUUCUCUGGGUGAAGCAGUCAAAGAAAAUAAAGUGACAUCACCAGAUUCCAAGGUUGGGGUAAAUGGUACAUCUAGGAGUUUGGUUAGUCCAGUGAACGUGACAUCAUCUUUGAGUGAUCAAGUUAUCGCAGACAUUCAACCGAAAAAUAGGGAAAGUGAGAAGGAUACUGAAAUGAUGAGUUCAGUAGCUGGAGCAGGUGAGAAUGAAGAUGGUGAGAAUCAAAACAUGGAUAAGAUGGAGGAAGAUCCAUCGGUAGCGAAGGCAAAUGCGUGCAGUGAGAAAUUGGAGAUUGUAUGCAAAGAAGCUGGCACCAAGAGUUGAAGGGGGAGUAAAUUGCUCAAAUUAUUGAUUCUUUUUAAUUGAAUAUAUUAGGAGUUGUAUAUUGUAGAUAAGAUGUUAAAGAAUCUUUUGUGGGAGUUGAAGGAUGGAAAGAAGUAUUCGAUUGUGUA